Molecule: messenger RNA, 2778 nt
Organism: Caenorhabditis bovis
Lineage: Eukaryota; Metazoa; Nematoda; Chromadorea; Rhabditida; Rhabditidae
Source: the annotation of a GenBank genome assembly
AUGAAUAGAGGAAAUCCGAAAUAUGGAAGACGACAGAAAAGAAACAAUAAGAGAAAGAAUAGUAAGAUUAAUUUAAGAAAAAGGAGUCUCGAAAGAAUAAAGGAGAAUGACAGCAAAGAAAAAGUUGAAGUUGAAGAAAAUAUUGUAAUACAAGAAAAUAACGACGUCGUUGAGGCCAAGAAUAGAGAUGUUCCAGCUUCUCCCGUUAUAGAGGAGAAAGCAGCGGAAGUAGAAGUUUCAGAAGACGUCGCUCUAACUGAAAUCGACGGACCACCAAAUUUAGAAAUGCCAUCAUUUCGAACGCCACCAUCGUCUGUAUUUUUCACAUAUAAUCCUCCAUCAUCGUUCACACCAUAUCCGCCGCCACCCCCACCACUACCACCAGUACACCAAUCACCACAACAAUUUCAAUAUUUUCCAUCUGUGCAACGUCAACCUCAAUAUUUUCAACCACUACCACAACAACAUUAUGUGCCCAUUAAAAAUGAAGCCGAUGAGUUUGUCGCGAUUGAUAUCAAAGAGUCUAUAAUAAAUAUGGAGAAGCGUGAUGCAUCAUUAUAUUUUGAGAAAAUGUUUGGCGGAUUUUUGACUGGAAUCAACCCGUUGUAUCGGUUGGGUUGCGAUGUGAAACUCUGCGAUACCUUCGACGGCGAGGAAAUUCGAAAUGUCUUCGAUAAACUCAUCGCUGUAGGCCUGCGCAAUGCCUGGCCAUUCGACGACCCGACACUGGUUGUAACCGAUGACGAACUUCGUCGCAUUUUUACGAGCAUUUACGCCGAGGUCAAGGUUUGUUUCUUCGUUGCGGGACUUCAACGUGGAUACAUGUGCAAAAUGAUGUAUCAAAAAACACUUAAUGAGGAAUAUUUCAACGGAAUCGACGUAAUAAAAGAAUUGAAAUUUUUCGAUGCGAUUUGCAAGAAAAUCGCAACCAAAUUCCCGAAAAUCGAUGAAUUGGGAAUCGAUAAGGAUUGUCGAAAAGUAUUUGACCUUCUUUUGCCAAAUUUACUUGAAUUUAACACGGAAGUGUUAUACGCGAAUGGAGUUAAUGAUGAACUCGCUUCUCUUUGUGAUCGAAAAUCGAAUGGAUUCGAGGUUUCUGAAAGCGAUAUUGAUGAGAUGCUCGAGUGGAGUUUGAAAGAGAAAGGAUUUGGCGAUUUCCCACCAACUGCUUACAAUUACCCGGAAUUAUUCACCACAAGAAAACAAUUCGAUAAGUAUGUUGAAGCGAAUCCAGUUGCAAUUCCAUUAGAUAUUUACGAUUACAGAAUUUUCGAGGUUCUCGAUAUCAUGCAAGCCGUAACUGAUAUUCGAGUUAAAAUUAGUGCUGCCAGGGCAAUUACAAAUAUUCUGAAAUGUUUGAGUCCGGAAGAGCGAAAUGAGAUAUUCACGUUGCACAAAGACGCGCGGAAGUUCACGAUGUCGUCGAUGCUCGGAUGCGAAGCCGUCAAAUUUGAAGUCGAGCCGCUUGUUGAAAACCGAUGCAAAUACUUUAAGAUGUUUUAUCCGAUUCUUGGCGUUGAGAAGCCGAAUGAAAAUAGCGAAAUUGAUCCAUUCGACCUCUCAUUUGUUCUUAUGUACUUGUACAUGAAACAUAUAACUGUUGAGGUUAACCACAUUAUUUUCAAAUUGCUUUCGCUAAAAUUGAACAAAUCCACUGAAAAUGAUAUCAAAGCUGUUAGACAAGCAAUUCAUUUGUUGCCGGAUUCUUUGAAAUCUCAUUUGGAACUCUGCCAGCCGUAUUCAGAAGGUGAUGAAUCGCGAGAAGUUCCCAUGACCAGCAUGUACUUUCAAGUGCUUCAUGUUCUUCGCACUGAAAAAGAAGAACGCAUUUUCCCGAAAUUCUGCACAUUUUUGAAAAAUCUAAUCCGCGAUUUGGCUCUUCUUGCUCUUCAAAAAUAUACCAUUCCUGAUGAGAAAUUUCAAACGGAAAAAUAUGAUUUUAUUUCAUAUAUUCUGAAACAGUGUUUUCAUAUUUGUCAUACCAACAAAAUUACACUCGACAUUGAAGAUUUCUUGGAGAAAUGGAAAGCUCUGAAUCAUCCGUGGUUCGUUAUGGCUAAUUUGACAUACGCCGAGUCGUUCUGCUAUAUGCUCGAUUAUCCCAUACAAUAUCCAUGGAAGAAUGAUCAUUGGGAUGAGAAGACCGAAGAAUCGGAAAAGACGGAUGCGAAGAAGUACGCGAGAGUUGUCGAAGUGCUCACUGCCUGGCCGAUUAAUGCGGUCGGACAGAAGAAUACUUCGAAGAAGAAUAAAAGCUUUUUGGCAUACAUUGUGAAACAUGUUGUUCCGGAAAAUGUCGAUCGGGCGGAGCUUUACAAUGCGAUGGAUGAGUUCGUUGGAAAAAUGACGGUUCGCGAGACUUUGAAGCCAGUUUUAUACAAUGAAAUUAAUAAGGCGCGAAGUUAUACGAAUGGAAACGAGUAUGUGAUGUCCGAAGACAUUGCUAGUAAUGAGGAGGCGGAGUCGCAGGAAAAUUCUCAGGAAUGCGAAAUUGUCGAGGAAGAUGAAACUCAGAAGGAAGUGACCGAAGAUGAGGAGGAGAAGGAACAGAAGAAAAAAGAAAUUUCCACCAAUGAGGAAGAAAAUGAGGCUUCUUUUUACCUGACAUUGAAAGAUUUGACUGAUUCUAAACCGGAUGAAGUAGAAGCAUUGGAAUCUGAAGAUAGUAAACCCAAAAUUGAGGGUGAGCAAAUAUCUGAGCCUGAAGUCGUCGAGAUAGAAGAGCAGCCCGAAGAGAAACACGAUAAACAACCGACGGAAGAAGGUAGUAGUGAAUAG